Messenger RNA from Aspergillus pseudoviridinutans, 2901 nucleotides. RefSeq lists its product as uncharacterized. The transcript is spliced from 3 exons. NCBI's taxonomy places the organism in Eukaryota, Fungi, Ascomycota, Eurotiomycetes, Eurotiales, Aspergillaceae. The coding region runs from base 1 to 2901 and encodes 966 amino acids. The record is from RefSeq and is a predicted model, not a curated record.
AUGCCAAUUAAGCUCCCUAAGGGCUUUACGCGGCGGAAGUCGUCUGGAAAUGCUCUUGAGGAGGUGGAGAAUCCUCCUCCUCAGCCGUCCUUUCGAGUCUUUGAACGCCCGUCUGCGGACCGAAAAUCCUUAAGUGAAGGGAAUAUUUUCUCAAAAAGAGCAACUGGAGGCCAAGUUCUGUACACUCCCACGGAAGAGGAUGACAAUAUUUUCGCUGGAUCUGAGAAUUUACCACCAAAGCAUCGGAGCAACCCCGGAGGAUCAUCAGAGAGUUCUUCGUCUAUUCGAUUCAGCUCGUCAUCGGCGCCGCGCUCUUUGACAGACAUACCAGUUCAAUCCGACGCCCAAUCGCCGCACUCUCGAAACCUCCACGACAUACCCAUUCCCCCUAUAUCUGGUGCACUACGCGCAGCGGGGAGAACCUUCUCUUUUGGGGGAAGACUCUCAAAGGCCUCGCCUUCAAUCCCUCCCGCUCGACAGUCCACCCCUGGCCCGUCCAGGAACAGGGCGAUGACGUCCAGUACAGCCAGCACCGCAACACCACCAAAGCUGUUAGACGAUCUGAAUGUUGGUCAGCUCGGGGAUGAAUUUAGAAGUAUGUUUGAUGACCUCGGGAAGCGGGAUAGCGCACACAUUCCGGAGUCCACAUCUGCCGGGAACCCCUUGGACAUGUUACCAUCCGCGCACCCUUCACCCGCGGCUUCGCGGAAGGAAGAAAAAGUAUCGCGUCCGGCCCCCAUCAAUACGAAUGUGUCCAAGGAAAUAGAACCUUCCCCUUACUCCUGGGACAGUCGACACUCCGGAGAGGGCCUUCUCAACGCUAUGCAAUCCCCCGCGGAGGACUCCCCGAUUAGUCAGUCAGGUGUGCCGAAUUCUACCUCUAUGUUGCCUGAAGGACGGCGGAAAUCUCUUCCCUUGGCAACUGCUACGACUUCCCACCGUUCUCUGAUCAAGCCUCGGACGGGAGGAGACAAAGGACUAAGGAGAAGCGUCGUCUACUCGACGAAACGGGAUUCUACACCUAUCGAAGAUGAAGACGCUAAAUUAAUAAUGGACUCCCUUCAUUCAAGUAAAGGUGGGGUGCAUUUUGCGUCGACGUCGGAGCAUGAGGGCUCGGAUCACGAGCAUCACGCACCCCUCCUUUCUCACUCAAACACGUCCGCACUCAUGAAGUCUCCGAGCCUUUCAACGUCACCCGCAGAAAUACGACGUCAAUCGCCUCCAGUGGGGGAGAGCCAACUCGACCCUUCCAUUGCCGCGCACGCGCUACUGGCUGCUCAGUACGAGCAAAGCCAGCCGAAGCCCGGCACAUCGACGAAUAAAGUCAUGACGCCUUCGCAAUUUGAGCAUUAUCGGCAACAGCAAGAGCUCAGGAGAUCGAACAGUGACGCUUCCAAGAGUGAAGACUCGGCCGAGGGCGAUUUCGAUGAAGACGACGAGGUAGAGAAGAACCGGGAAGCUGAAAGGCAGCGACGGAAGCAGGAAGCUCAUCUAUCUGUAUAUCGACAGCAGAUGAUGAAAGUCACAGGCCAACAGUCUCCCGCACCGUCCCUUCGACCGGAACUGGACCACGCCAGCAAUAGUACGCCGAAUCUAACGAUUCAUCCAUCAAAUUCUGGCAACAGAUCGGGCAGCGGGAAGAGCAGCGAGGGUGACGAGGACKAGGACAUCCCGUUGGGAAUCCUUGCUGCACACGGUUUUCCAAAUAGAAACCGCCCCCCCAGUCGCUUGGCACCUUCAAGUUCCAUUCCGAAUCUUCGGGCCUCGUUCCAGCAGCCUUACGUCCAAUCUCCAGGCUCCGUCGCUGGCGACAAUGAUUUGACUAAUCGCAGCAGCUUACCUGUCUUUGCUCGAAACCUCCCUCGGGACCCCUACUACGGGGCAAGCUUAGUCAAUCCCCCGAACAGGGAGUCCUUGGCUUUUGGAGGUGGUGCGUCGGUGCAUGGGGGCCCCUCUACUUCGGCUGCAUUGCCUCCGGGUGGCUUGGUGGGCGUCAUCGCCACGGAAGAGCGAGCAAGAGCGUUGAGACGAGGUAGUCCGAAUACCCAAGCCGUAUAUGAGUUCCAGAACGGACUCGGAGCAUCAGGGGCAGCCACCCCAUCGGGCGGCAUCCCGAGACCUUACACGAUGAUGGGUAUGAAUCCCCCGAGUAUGAACCCCCCGAAUCUUCAGGCGGGGCUCUCUGCUACAGAACACGCGCAGAUACAAUUGUCACAACAGAUGUCCCAAAUGAUGCAGGUACAGAUGCAAUGGAUGCAGCAAAUGAUUUCGAUGCAAGGAGGGCAGACUCCGCCGCCGCAACCACUGAUGUCACCCGCAGGUUUUCCGCCAUCGUUGCCUGCCAAUGCAAAUUUGAGGCCUGCUUCCAUGCCUACAGCAGGACCGUUCAGUCCGGCACCUCCUACCUUCAAUGACCAAAGGACUCUAAGUAUGCUGGACCCGAAUGUCUCCUCUCGGCUCAAUGGCCCGGCGAUACCCUACCUUCCUGCUGGCAGCCGACCGGGCACACCGAUUGGCCAAGGUUAUGCACCGUCUAUUGCGCCAUCAGAACGUAGCAAUGUCGGCAUGGCACCUCGGUAUCGGCCUGUAUCGACGUUGCAGCCUGACCACGGAUCUGCGGCCUAUCCCUCGAUGGCCAAACAAUGGAAUGACGAAAACCAGAGAACAGCUUCCCCAGCGGGACCGCUCGCCAUGAAAAGUCCGUCGAUGCCAACUGUGACCGUCCGUCCCGUCUCUACCGACGGAAGACCGCAAUAUGAAAGUAAGAACGCUGUGCUAGACGACGAGGAUGAAGAUGAAGGGUGGGCCGAAUUGUUAAAGAAACGCGACAAGAAGAAAAGCAAUUGGAGAAUUAAGAAAGAAACGUCGAGUCUCGGAGACUUACUGAAUGUGGCGCAUUGA